Molecule: messenger RNA, 1254 nt
Organism: Medicago truncatula (barrel medic)
Lineage: Eukaryota; Viridiplantae; Streptophyta; Magnoliopsida; Fabales; Fabaceae
Product: alpha-soluble NSF attachment protein 2
Exons: 9
Coding region: 159-1028 (289 amino acids)
Biological process (GO): intracellular protein transport; SNARE complex disassembly
Cellular component (GO): SNARE complex; vacuolar membrane
Molecular function (GO): syntaxin binding; soluble NSF attachment protein activity
Source: RefSeq, a predicted model, not a curated record
GCAGUUUUUGGGUUUAGAUUAGACCUGGUCCUCAUUCUUCAACAGAGUCUCUCUCUAUUCUCUUCCCUUUUCUUACUAUUCUUCUUCUUCUUCUUCUUCUUCUUCCUUAUCUUCCAUAACACAGUGAACCGAUCUAUUCCUUUCUCCCAAUCUCUGAAAUGGCCGAUCACUUAGCGAGAGCAGAAGAUUUCGAGAAGAAAGCUGAGAAGAAGCUCAGCGGUUGGGGCUUAUUCAGUUCCAAAUACGAUGACGCCGCCGAUCUCUUCGAUAAAUCUGCUAAUUCCUUCAAACUCGCUAAAUCAUGGGACAAAGCGGCAGCGACAUACCUAAAGUUGGCGAAUUGUCAUUUGAAGAUGGAAAGCAAGCAUGAGGCUGCACAGGCUUAUGUUGAUGCUUCACAUUGCUAUAAAAAGACUAAUAUAAGUGAGGCUGUAUCGUGCCUAGACCAUGCUGUGAAUCUUUUCUGUGAUAUUGGCAGACUCUCUAUGGCUGCUAGAUAUUUGAAGGAAAUUGCAGAGUUAUAUGAGUCCGAACAAAAUAUUGAGCAGGCUGUUGUUUACUUUGAAAAAUCAGCUGAUUUUUAUCAAAAUGAAGAGGUGACAACUUCUGCAAACCAGUGCAAGCAGAAAGUGGCCCAAUUUUCUGCUCAGCUGGAACAAUAUCAGACAUCUAUUGAUAUUUAUGAAGAGAUUGCUCGCCAGUCUCUAAACAAUAAUCUGCUGAAGUACGGAGUUAAAGGCCAUCUUCUCAAUGCUGGCAUUUGCCAACUCUGCAAAGGGGAUCCUGUUGCCAUAAGCAAUGCUUUAGAGAGAUAUCAGGAAUUAGAUCCAACAUUUUCAGGAACACGCGAGUAUAGAUUAUUGGCGGAUGUUGCUGCCGCAGUUGAUGAAGAAGAUGUUGGAAAGUUUACUGAUGUCGUCAAGGACUUCGAUAGCAUGACCCCUCUGGAUUCUUGGAAGACAACGCUUCUUUUGAGGGUGAAGGAAAAGCUGAAAGCCAAAGAGCUUGAGGAGGAUGAUCUCACAUAAGCUGUAAUCAAAUAUUAGUUGGACAUAAUAUUUGAUUUUCUGUUCUAUGAUUGUGUGUUCUAUUGUUCUGCCCUAUACAUGUAUUUUAGAGUGUACUUGUUAUGGUUUCAAUUGAAUCGGUUGGAUUGAAUUCAAGAAAUGAGUUGAAAUGAGGUUGCUUGAGUAUGAAUGAAACUACUAUAAUUUCUUGUUUACACAUUGUUUAUGCGAGCCCGGUUAUUUUUUU